CCCUUUUUGAAUCAAUGUUCACACCAUGACUACUAGUACACCCCUCCCCUUCCCCCCAUCAUAUCAACGUAGAUCCAACCCUGAUGAUCAUUUUCCCCGCAGAACAAUAAUACCUAUUUUUUAUGAUGUUCAUAGAUUACUUUCAAGAACAUUUGGGACCAUUUUCAUCUAUCUUCUCUGGUCUAGAAAACAUGAACUCUGCUGUUCAUAAUGCUCUAUUAGAGACAUCAAAGGUACUUUAAUUGGAAAAAGUGUAUAAUACUGAGAAAUGGCUAAUUCCUUGCAACUAGGAAGGAGAGAUCUAACUUGCUAAUAUUACUUAUACUUGCAUGACAAGUUAUAUAUAAUAUAUGUACUAGUUUCUUAUACAGCUGCUAGUGCCAGUUGUUCUCCAGUUAUUGAGGAGGGAGGAAUGACUAGUGGUGUAUUCUCAUAGUGAAAGUACUGCUGAAUUAUCUUCUUCUCAUCUUUAUGUCAGAAUUAUCCUGAUUCAAGCUUCUUUGGAAAGUUUACAAGAAGGUUUUUAAUGCAAGAGGUACUCAAUAACUGUAUGUAUAAUUGUGACAGACAGACUAACAAUAGACAAACAGACAGAUAUGUUGACAGGCAUAUAGAGAGGAGUCAUAUAGGAACACAGAUACAGACAGACAGACAGACAAGCUAAUAUUUGGCUGACACAGUCAGAGGGACAAAGAUACAGAUAGGCAGACAGGCAGGAUGACAGACAGAUCUUUAUAGGUUUGAAUAGGUCAUUGAAUUCACGGAAAAAUGUCCUUGAAAGUCCUAAUUGAAUUAAAAAAAUAUGUUAAGAUCUGGAAUGUAUAGGUUUGAAUAGGUUCUUGAAUUCACGGAAAAAUGUCCUUGAAAGUCCUUGAAUUUAAAAAAAAAUCCAGAUCUGGAAAAUCUUUAUAGGUUUGAAUAGUCCUUGAAUUCACGGGAAAAUGUUCUUGAAAGUCCUUGAAUUUAAAAAAAAAUCCAGAUCUGGAAAGUCUUUAUAAUUUGAAUUCUUGAAUUUGAGGUCCUUGAAUUUAUGAAAAAAUGUCUUUGAGAGUCCUUCACUAAAGGGUGGACAACUGCUUAAAUAUAUGGUACCAUUAAAAAUUUUGUACUUUAGGUUACAAACCAGUUGGGUUCACUUCAGUAUCAUGUUGACACAGCUUUGGAGAAGAUUGAGGAAGAUGAACAGAGCAAACGGUACAUGAAUGAAUUUCUUUUCAAUUGGACAGUCAUACUAGUUCAAUUGGAGUUUUACAAGUCACUGUCUAAUGUUCAUCAUUUAACUCCAGAAACGGGAAUCCAUACGUGGAACAGAAAAGUAGCGGAACGAAAACAAAAAUUACUAAGAAGAAAAUUCAAAAUUAUCAACAACAGAUGAGCAAUGAAGGUACAUGACGUAGUUCAAGCCUAUAGAUACACACAUGAUGGUGCACAAAAAAUGUUGCCCCCUGAAUGUCCAAAUAUUAUGAAAUUUUUGGUAUAGACUAAUUUGCAUGAGCAUGGAGAUUUUAAUUGUAAGGUCCAUAUUUGCCAAAUCUGAAAAAUCGAUAACCGGGUACUUGGAUCGAAGGAUACUCCCAGUAUCUUGAUCUUCUUCCGACAUAAUAUUUUGGCAAACUUUGAUAAGUCAAAUAAGCUGCUGUAUUAUUGAAUUAUCCCACACUGCACGAAACGAAAGGAACCCAACGUACAAAGUCCUUGAAUUUUACUCUUUCUCUUUCUGACAUAUACAAACCCUGCUACUAUAAUAUUGGAGAGAAAGAUGCUACAGAGCGUUUGCACAUGACGUCACAACCGCCAUGUUGGUGUUCCAAUUCAAAAGAAUUUUAAUUGGACUCUUUUGUCUGGAACACCAACAUGGCCGCCAUGGCUUCCGUUGAGUUGGUCCCUGGGGAAAUUGAAUGAGUGCAAACGCUCUAUAUUUGUUUUGGAACAUGUUCGUAACAAUUGGCUAAUUGUAUCCAUCAGGUAACUCCGUUUGUCGUCUUUCUUCACAAGUUGACCGUUUAGCUGAGCUGGUAAAUAAACUCGAAUCAAAGGUACUGCUUUGUUAAAAUAAUAGACAGAUCAUUAGAUCAAGGACGCGGACGUCGAAGACGAAUAUGGCGUGGCAUAUCCAUACAUGGACACAACACGCCAUUUUCACGUCGUCUUUGACGUCCACGUCCUCGAUUUAAACCUGUCUAAUUGCCAUAUCUUCCCAUUUCCACUGCUAAGCCUAUAUCAAAUCGCCUUUUUGACAUAGGUGAGGUGAGAUUUUCCAUUCAAAUUAGAUCAGUAUUGUUUAAGAUUAUGAUUUCUAUACAGCAAAACGAGAUGCAAAACACUUCAAAACCGGGCCAUGGACUGUUUACAACAAUUAUACUUUCUUACAACUGUGUAAUCCACCCUGUCAACUUUCCCUGUCAGAAGAAACCGGAGCACCCGGUGUGACGCGAAAUUCCUGACUUGCGAAAUAUCUGACUAUUGUAGAACUGCCCAUGCGCAGACGAUGUGCAUGAAUAACUUUGGCUCAUAAAUUUCGCAACUCAACAGACAACAUGUGUAUUUAUAAAGCAUUACUAUAAGCACCAAAAAUUUUUUCGCGUUUGACCUUCUCAAUUGUCACGAUUUCAGUACUGAGCAAACAGCAACAAUGAGUUCGUGAGUUGCCGAGUUGGCCGUUUAGAUUUGGCGUUGUCUAUAUUAGAAACAUUUGUGGUAACAUCGCAUAUGGACUUAAAAAUCGUUUCGACCGAUUCUAUUUAGCAAACGUCGUGUAUUUCGCGGUCACGACCACACAAUUCGCUUUCGGAAAUUUAAAGUGUUUAUGAUUGAAACUUAGCGAUGUCGAUUUGAAAUAUUUAACGAAGUAUUAGCAAUUAACAUAUCAUGAUUAUUUUAUCUAAACUCUAAAACAUCGUUUUGGCCGACAUAGAAUUUAGCAAGCGUCGUGUAUUUCGCGCCUGCACGCGCGAAAUUUCUGACCCGUUAUGGCUUGGUCAGGUAUUUCGCAGAGGUCAGGAAUUUCGCUUGACACCGGAGAAAACCUAUGACUUUCGGCAGAGCGUUUACUGACUCUUUUCACAUGAAUAGGCAACAAGAGAAUCGAUCCCACCCUCUCAUAGGGGCGCUUGCACUGACGACUGCAGUAUUGAAGCCCACUUAUUGUUCCUAAAUUUCCAAAAAGACCCUCGGCUGAUUUUAUGACAGUUUUUGAACAGAUGUUCAUGGCUUCUCUUCCUGUUUUUGUUGUUUCACCAGGUGAAGUUUAAUGUCGUUGAAGAAGAAAUUGAUCCAAAGAAUGACAAAACGGUAAAUUUAUAGCUCUAUAACUUCUAAACUGGUAUCCCUUGAGGUCCAUUAAAGACCCACCUUUAUCGGUGAAUUGUUACUUCAUGCAGAAGGAAACCUAAGUAACCUAUAAGCAAACUUUAUUUAUACUGGAUAGCUAUAUCAGUUCUAAACUGUUCUCCCUCACUUAUUGAUCCAGUGUUGCUACAGGAGGAAACCAAAACGAAACUAAUUGACAGUUAUUCUACGAACUCGAGUCGAAUAUGAGCUGAUAGCCGAUGAGGCGCGUAGCGCCGCAUAUCGCUUAUAUUCAACGAGAGUGAGUGGAAUAACUGUUUUAUUAUAUACACAAGAUCUGAAUUCACAGACUUUGCUUUUCGGAUAUUUUCAAUAUUUUUCUAUUUUGUUUAUGUUUUAAUCUUCGCUCUUUCGGCCGAUUAUUUUUACCAAAAUAUAUAUUUUUAACCAUUUUAAAUUUUAAAAAUUCAUUUGCUAACCUGUAAACAAUUUGUGGAAGUUUUUUCAUUGUGUUUUUUAUCCUGUAAAGGCUAUAAAAAGCGAAAAACUUGCCGUUUUCUCGUUCGCAAACGCCGGAAAUUCAGUUUGAGCCGCCAUUUUGUUUUUCUCUACUGGCAGGAUAUGAGCUAAUAUCCUGCUAGUAGAGAACCAAUCAGAUUGCAGAAUACCUCAUAUCCAGACCUUGCGUAUAUAAUAACUUUAUUUAUACUGGAUAUAGCUCUAUCAGUUCUAAACUGUUCUCCUAAGAGGUACAGUAACAUCACAGAUUAAGUAUCAACAACUGUGCAACUUCACAUUUUCACACAGGUUUUAUUUUCUAAAGUUUCGAAACGAAUUAUCACGCAGAAGUAUACAUAAACAAAAACAGCAGGUUAAAAUUUAACCCAGGGUUAGCGCUAUAAUCGGGCUUUGAACAACCGGCCCCUGGUAUAUACUUAAUCUGUGGUAACAUCCAUCACUUAAUUAUUGAUCCAUGAAGUGUUACUACAGGAGGAAACCUAAACUAAACGCUCUAUACCAGUUUUAAACAGUUCUCCCUAUAUGUAUUGGAUUAAUUAUCAUUUAUACGCCUGUGUUGCCAUCACCCUUGGGUUGCCACAAAGCUAUAGUUUCCCAACACCUUUAAAAUAGCGCUACAAUAUUGACAAUACUUUGUUCUGUAGGUUCUCAUCGUAAGGCGUAAAUUUGUCGUUAACACUGAAAGUCAGGAGGAAUACAAAAAAUCGUUGAGGACCUACAUUAAUGCGACUGGUCUUGCCCAAGGCUGUGUUGAGUAUGUCAUUAUAAUCCAUAACACUAAAAAUUCUAUUAAUAAAAUGAGGCUAAGAGAAAGUUCGAUAUUAAAUAUUUUGAAGAAUCAGUUCUCUUUUAAAAUUUGUUUCAAAUGUUGUUUUAUCCAUUCAUUCAUUUCUCUAUUUAUUAGACUAUCAAUUCGCGUGUUCUCCCACUCAGAUGUAUUUGUUCUGUAUGAGAUUUGGUCCAGCAAAGGUGAUCUAAACAGGUAAGCAUUAAGUGUGUGGGACUGCCAGUGCAGGUAUAGUGCCAAUCGAAACGUCGAAGUUAUCUUUUCAAGUAGUUGCAUCCCAGGCCUAUCAGUAGUUGCAUAUCAGGCCUAUCGAAGCUUUCUUUGGAUUAAGAUAAAACCCAGAAAGUCAAAAAGUCCUCGGAUCCUGAACUUGCCUUUUUCAAAUAUUCCUCAAAAGUGAGUAAAUAUUCCUCAAAAUGUGAACAUUGAACAACACUUCACAAUCUCAAAUGUCAGAUAAGGAAGUAUGAUAUAAUGAUUCCUUAAUAUUCUCCCACAACGUAUGUGUGAAAAUUUGAAAAUGUUCCUCAAUCUUUUUGCUAAGGCAAAAUGUUCCUUAGGAUCCCGAGAUAUCCUACUUUUUUCCAGGUCUGAUGAAGAGAAAAUAUUGUUGCGAAAACAUCUGAAAUUCUUUCUUUUUCUUAAUUGUUUCUCUGUUUGCCUACCUUUUGAAGCUUAAUUCUUUUCUUAACUUUCAAUCUUGGACCUGUAUGCCUGGACAUGAUUUCAAAACUAAUUUUUUAUUUGAUGAAAAUCUGUUACGUUCAAUUUUGUUUCUUUAGGUAUUACACCUCCCAAGAGUCCAGAUCGUUUCUACGUUCCAAUGUUGAUCAUCUUCAACAACCUGAGGAGUAUUCGCAAAUGCCCAUCCCAGGUAAUCAAUGGAUAUUCCAGGUAUCGACUAAUUUUUUAUCUAGACAAGAAAGACGAAAUCUAUCAUUAUAGCUCAAAAUAGCAUUCUAAAAUUAGUAAAAUUGCAAAGUUUGGUUGCGAAAUGUUGUAAAAUACGAAAAAUAUAUAGCCUUGAGAAAUUAGCAAAUUUUGAGUAUUUUAGUAUAUUACGCGCUAAAUAGUAUAUUUCGGCUAAAAAGUGGUGCAUUUUUCCGCGCGUAAUACUACUGUAAAAUACUCAAAAUUUGCUAAUUUCACAGGGCUAUAUUCUCGGUAUUUUACAACAUUUUGCAACCAAAUUUGACAAUUUUACUAAUUUAAGGAUGUUAUAAGCUAUAAUCAUGAUAGAUUUCGUCCAUCUUGUCUGGAUUAAAGCCCUUUUUUCAAGCCCUGUACAGACGGGCAAUCUUACUUUGACAAGUUUGAAAGCCCAUUUCCACUCAAAGAAAAGUUUGAAAUUAACAAUUUUCAACUUUCAAAAAUAAUAUUUUCGGAAAAUAUUCUGUCCGUGAAUUUUGUCCGUGGAAAUUUUUAUUAAGUGGAAGUGGGCCUUUAUUUGCGGGCGUGUACGCGAUUUUUCCUUGCGAAAGAGCCUUGUACCAAAGUUAUAGUCAUACAGUACCAGCUUUUGGACAAGGAAAAUUUGUUCGUGUGUACAGCCGCUGCAAGGGAAAACUUGCAUAGUGUUGACAAGAAGUGCUUGUAUGGCUUUGCCAAACAAAAGACUGCCCUGACGUGAGAUAAAUGUUUAGCACAAGAUAAAAGAUUAGCACCUACUAACUUUACUUUAUUCUAUUCUAUUCCAGCCGUGUGGUUAGGCCAGAAUGAGUCGAAUGAAGAAUUACUCUGAUUUGAAAAACGGCGGUCAGGUUUGUUUUAUCAGAAAACUGCACAUACUGUAAACACUGCCAGCCUGCUAAUCUCAAAAUAGAGAUCUGUUCUGGCAUAAUUUUAUAAUGAACACAAAUAUGAUUAUGAUUAUGAUUAUGAAUAUGAUUAUGUUUGUUUUGAUUGGGUAACAAACGACUCCAGGAGUCAAAAUUUUAGACAUUGCGAAUUUUCUCAAUACAUCCUUCCGGGUAGGCUUAGCUAUGGAGCUUCGUUUUCAGGAUUGAGAUAGCGACUUCUAUGUUAAUGCCGAUGACUUAGUUAUAUUUUUAUUUAUUUAUUUAUUUAUAAAACAUCUUUUAACACGGUAGGCCGUGCAUGUAGCAAUAUGAUUAAGAAAUUUUAUAGAACCCCCCCCCCCCCUACUAGCAAUUUAUUCGCCCAAACCUCCCUUAUUUCCCCCCUCACACUUCAAAUAAGAUAAAAAAAACUUUACUUAUUACUUUGAUUCCAUGCUUUGGCAGCAGCAUAUCCGAAAGUCCUUUUCAUUGAAUUGGUUUUGUGCUUCGAUAACAUCAGUGUGUUGUUACUGUACUUCUUAACUCGUAUCGUUCAGGUUAUUUAUAUUAUCUAGUAUAACUGUAUGUGUCAUGAGUAACAAGAUAAAUGGCUCUAAAGCCGAUAUCUCAAUCCUGAAAUUGAGGCUCCAAAGCCAAGGCUGAGUACUUUGCGGAAGGGGUAUACUGGAUCGCAAGCAGUACUUGGGCAAUUGGGCUUGGGUUAGUAUAUGAAUCAGGACUACGGGUUGGAAGAGAUGGAAUUACAGGCAUUACAUUAAAAGCACUCUGGUUAAAAUUUCCGUGGUUUGCCUAGAGAUAACCUUAUUUGGGUUAAUUAAUUUAAUUUAUUGGUUAAAUUAUACGUAUAUAGUACGGUAUACUGGGAAUUUAUUACAAAUAAGCCGGGAACAAGGAGUAGAAAAUAACGUAGGAUUGGAAUAAUAGAAUGAAUUAUGCUAAAUUUUGUAUACAAUUAUAGAAUCUUGCACUAUAUAUACAUAUAAUAUAUAGAUAUAACCAACAAAAGCUUUGUUUGACUUUAAACUUUUUCAUGGUAUCGUGCAUUUUCCGGUUGACAUCGGAAGAAAUUAUGUUGAUUACUUUUUUGAAAAUCUCUUUCGGGAUACGGUAUUAUAUUAUAUUAUAUUAUAACUUUACCACAAAAAGAGUGGCAGGGUCACCACAACAGUAUAAAAACCAAUUACUGAGUAAUAAGGUAAGGCUAGUUACCGUAAAUUUUGCGCAUGAAAAUUUCGAGCGACGAUUGUAUAGAUUUUCCAGUGUAGCACUUUGACUACGGACCUUCUGUGGUUAAUUGGAAAGGGCUAACCACAAGUUCAUGUACAAAUCAGGGGGCCAGUUGCAGGG
Molecule: messenger RNA, 7740 nt
Organism: Paramuricea clavata
Lineage: Eukaryota; Metazoa; Cnidaria; Anthozoa; Malacalcyonacea; Plexauridae
Source: the annotation of a GenBank genome assembly